Molecule: messenger RNA, 756 nt
Organism: Aureobasidium melanogenum CBS 110374
Lineage: Eukaryota; Fungi; Ascomycota; Dothideomycetes; Dothideales; Saccotheciaceae
Exons: 1
Coding region: 1-756 (251 amino acids)
Source: RefSeq, a predicted model, not a curated record
AUGUUGCUCUCACUACUUUCUAUCUUUCUCCUGCCAACAACUGCUGUAUUGGCAUCUCCAAUCACACUCUCCAACAGCGAUCCAACUCAAAAGACAUUCUACCCUAUCACAGAUACCACAAUCGACCGACAUGCAGAUUACCCACUCUAUCCACAUUACUCGACUGCCUUGCUGUUUUCUGAGAAGCCAAAAACAACACUUGCAAUCUCGACUACCUUCGAUACAAGAUAUCCUACUGUUAUUCUGGAGAACUCGGCGAGGAUCAAUUAUGACUGUGAUGCCAGUAAAUCGCAUUUGGUCGUAGAUCCUAUCGACACUGAGGGUGUGGCUCUAGUCAGCUCAUGGCCCGAUGGUCUGGUUGUCAUCACAAACAAAGAUAGCUGCAAUCCUGAUGGCGAAAGAAGUGUCUUCCAGAUCACUGAAUGCGAGAAUUGUGCGGGUGGCAAAGAGAUGGGAGUAAGACCGCUGAUUUUCAAUAUCUCACAAAGAGAAUGGAAAGACGUAGCCACGACCAUGAGAGUUGGAUAUCUUGAUGCAGUCUUCGAAGUCGGGCUGCACUCAAGCCGCAAGGGUGGCACGAUAUUGGCAUGGAUUCAGCACUUCUGGAAGCAUCGGCUGCAACUUGAUUGGUCUCCUAGCCGUGCUGGAUCGAUUGGGGGCGUUUCGACACCAUCUCAACUCCAAGCCCCACUCCAGGCAAGCACACUUGAAACAAGCGAGAUGCGCAUCAUCCGGGUACAAUCAAGACAGCUGUAG